AAGUCAGAAAUCCGCCUGCCUCUGCCUCCCAAGUGCUGGGAUUAAAGGCGUGCACCACCACCGCUCGGCCAUUGCCGUGAUCUUAUUUUAGUUCUUUUAAAACACACCUCUCAUUUUAGAUUGGCACUGUGAUGUUUUGCCAUUCCGUGAGAGCAGGGAUUCACACACACUCUCUGCCGCUGAGCUAGGCCUCCAACCCUCCCAUAAGCUUUGUUUGGAUUACUUCCACUUAUUUUACAUGUAUCAGUUUAGAAUAUAUUUUCUCCAGUAAAGUUUGGUUAGCUGAUCUUCAACUAUUAUCUUCUAUUGGCAGACGCCUUCCUCAUCAAGGCAGCCAUCGGGCUUCAUGUUAAAGGCGCAUUCUCUUUCUUCCCCUCUCAGGACAGAAACAGCCCCUUCAUGGCUACCAUCCAAUCCCAAUGCUUACAGCUAUUACUUGGUCAAGUAUAUGCUUAAUAAACAUUUACUGAGAAGAUCAUGAAAUAGACAAAUAAAACACAUGCUGUUGGAAACCCUGAACGUGCCAAAUAGUGAAGUUCAGUUUCACAAUUUUAUGUUGUCAGAAUUCGGAUGCAUCAAACUUUAUUUUCUAGUAAGUAUUUUUACUAUAGCCAAGGAAGUCUCCUAUGAGUAUUCCUAAGAAAAUGAUGUCAUUUACUUAGUCCAAAAUGUUCAGCUUCCCCCAAAACAUCUAGUUGCCCAUACCAGACUCAACUUCAAGUGCACACCCUUUCUGCCUUUUCUGAAAGCAUUUGGUAAUACCUUAAAGAGAUAUCUCAGUUGCCAUUUUCCAUUUUCCUAAAAAUCUCUUUCUUACUUUUUUAAAGUCAAUGACAUAUGAGUUCUUUGAACCAUCUUUAGUUUUUACAGUUGUCUUUAAGGAAGAAUAUAAACAAAGGUUCUACUUUAAACAAUUUUAUCAACGCAGCUCUCUCAGAUAGUAAUUUAUUGUGAUAAUCACAAAAAAACUGCAACCCCGAAAUGGAAACUGGAAUAAAGAAGAAGAUAUAAUUUAGGUUAAUAAAAAAUACAUUUGACCAAUUAGUAUUUUGUCUCAGAUUUACUUGCCUUUGAAACCCAACGACCUGCAUAGUCACAUGGUGGCGCUGCAGGACAGGAUGAGACAAUGUUUCAUACCAGCAGCUCGGGUUUCCUUUAACUAACAGAAGCAAAGGCGCUGGAUAAAACAGCACACAAGCUUCCUACAAAGGCAGGGCACCCACAAGACCCUCCAGAAAGGAUUGCAAAUCUAUAGAAUCCCAAAGGUCCAGAGGAACAGAGCCACUCUCUGAGCUGCCGGACACUGAGUGGAAACAGCACAGCAGAAGGCAGUUUGUCUAAGGAAUGAUGGAGCCUGGAGUUGGGAGUGCUCAGCAUAUAAGGCAAGUGCUGCUUUUCUUUGUUUUCCUGGAAGGGUCCUCCGUUCUUGCCGAGACCUGGAGUUAUUCUGUGGCAGAAGAAAUGGAAACUGGCUCCUCUAUAGCCAAUGUAAUUAAAGAUAUGGAUGUGGGUGAUCUGGCUGCACGGGGGGCCAGGGUUAUAUUUGAUGACUACCAGCCUUAUUUGCGGUUAGACCUGGAGACUGGCAACUUGCUUUUGAAUGAAAAACUGGACAGGGAGGCACUCUGUUCUACCAGUGAGCCCUGUAUAUUGCAUUUCCAGGUGUUACUGGAAAAUCCUCUGCAAUUUUUUCAGGCUGAGCUUUUGAUUGAAGACAUAAAUGACCAUGCUCCCACAUUUCUAGAAAAAUUCAUAUUUCUAAAUAUCUCAGAAAGUGCUACUCCAGGAACCUCGUUCCAAAUGGAUACUGCUCAGGACUUGGAUAUAGGGAUGAAUAGUAUCCAAAACUAUUCAAUAAGCCCCAACCCUUAUUUCUACCUUAAGUUAAAAGACAGUGGUAAAGGAAGACGAUAUCCAGAGCUGGUACUGGCUAGAUCUCUGGACAGAGAAAAGGAGGCUUCAAUUAGCUUAAUACUAACAGCAAUGGAUGGUGGGUUCCUGCCCAGGUCAGGGACUGUAUUGGUUCAAGUUGUGGUUCUGGAUGUCAAUGACAACGCCCCUGAGUUUGAAAAAACCCUGUAUGAGGUCCAAGUACCAGAGAACAGUUCUGUGGACUCACUGGUAAUCAAGGUGUCUGCUACAGAUUUGGAUUCCGGAACAAAUGGAGAAAUAUCUUAUUCAUUUUCUCAUAUCUCUAUAGAUGUACAAAAAACAUUCGAAAUCCAUCCGAUCUCUGGUGAAGUCCAUUUGAAAGCACUCCUAGAUUUUGAGGUAAUUCAGUCUUAUACAAUAAAUGUUCAAGCUACUGAUGGUGGCGGUCUCUCUGGAAAAUCAGCCAUUAUUGUUCAGGUUACAGAUGUGAAUGACAACCCACCAGAAAUAGUCAUGACAUCUCUUAUGAGCCCCAUUCCAGAGAACUGUUUGUCAGAGAUGGUGGUCGCUGUUUUCAGUUUACGAGACCAAGACUCUGGAGAAAACGGAAGAAUGAUGUGUUCAAUUCAAGACAAACUCCCUUUUCUCUUGAAACCCACUUUCAAAAAUUUCUACACUCUAGUAACAGAUCAUCCACUGGACAGAGAGAGCAGAGCUGAAUAUAACAUCACCAUCAUUGUCUCCGACCUGGGCACACCCAGGCUCACAACCCAGCAUACCAUAACAGUGCAGGUGUCCGACAUCAACGACAACGCCCCCGCCUUCACCCAAACCUCCUACACCAUGUUUGUCCGCGAGAACAACAGCCCGGCCCUACUCAUAGGCACCAUCAGUGCCACAGACUCAGACUCAGGUUCCAAUGCCCACAUCACCUACUCCCUCUUGCCACCCCAAGACCCACAACUGGCCCUCGCCUCGUUCAUCUCCAUCAACGCUGACAAUGGGCAGCUGUUCGCGCUCAGGGCUCUGGACUAUGAAGCCCUGCAGGGCUUCGAGUUCCACGUGGGUGCCACAGACCGAGGCUCGCCCGCGCUUAGCAGCCAGGCUCUGGUGCGAGUGGUGGUGCUGGACGACAAUGACAAUACACCCUUCGUGCUCUACCCGAUGCAGAACGCUUCUGCACCCUGCACGGAGCUGCUGCCCAGGGCUGCGGAGCCUGGCUACCUGGUCACCAAGGUGGUGGCAGUGGACCGCGACUCUGGCCAGAAUGCCUGGCUGUCUUUUCAGCUGCUCAAAGCUACGGAGCCCGGGCUAUUCAGCGUGUGGGCGCACAAUGGCGAGGUGCGCACCACCAGAAUACUGAGUGAGCGUGAUGUGCCCAAGCAAAAACUGCUGCUACUGGUCAAGGACAAUGGAGAGCCUCCACGCUCUGCCAGUGUCACGCUGCACGUGCUCGUGGUGGAUGGCUUCUCUCAGCCCUACCUGCCUCUGCCAGAGGUGGCGCGCGACCACACACACGUGGAUGAGGAAGCACUCACACUCUACUUGGUCAUUGCCUUGGCUUCUGUGUCUUCUCUCUUCCUCUUGUCUGUGCUGCUGUUCGUGGGGGUUAGGCUUUGUAGGAGGGCGAGGGCGGCCUCUCUGGGUGGCUACUCUGAGCCUGAUGGUCACUUUCCUGGCCAUCUGGUGGACUUCAGCGGAGCGGGGACCUUGUCCCAGAGCUACAAAUAUGAAGUGUGUCUGACAGGAGUGUCAGAUUCCAAUGAUAUUCGGUUCCUAAAGCCUGUCUCCCAAUUUUGAGCGGGCUGAGAACCGCAUGAAAGAAAAUUCCUCUAUGAAUGGUUUUGAAUACAAUUAGCAAUUUGUUGACUCUUGUCAUGGUGCCUGCUGAACAUUGGUUUUUUUCUAAACAUUCUUGCUUUCUAUUGUUUUAUCUUCACGAGGAACUUCUAAUGUUUUGCCUUUAUUUUCCUAAUUCAGGAGAUAACUUUCAUUUAUAUUCUUACAGGUUUGUAUCUAAAACAAUUACUUCCUGAUGAAGACAGAGAACUACACUCAUUACUGUCAAGUCACAGUUUCUUCAAUUUGUUAAAUUCUCAAAAAUUAAUUAUUAUUGAUUUGAAAACCCUCACUUUCUAUUUGAUUGUUGUCCAGAAAAAAAAUUGAAAGCAUUGAUGUUUUGAAGAUAAAUGUCAUACAUUGUAAUGAAUUAUCAGAGUAUCUUCUGCCUAAUCUAAUAUUAUUCAUUCCUAUCUGGAAUAUUUAGAGUGUCUGAAAAGUGCAUGGUUUUGUUGUACAGAAGUAUUAAUUGGGAAUGACAAUUUCUCUGAAAUGUCAUGACUUUUACGUAAUGAAUGCCCAACAUUUAAUACAUAUAAAUAUUGUUAAAACGUUUUUAGAUGUUCUCAAAAUUUGUAGAAGUUUAGAUUCCUUUCUAUGACAUCUGUCUAGCCCACCUCACAUUUUCUGAAAAUAUCUCUCUUCAGCAUAGGUAUGGGAUCAAAGCUCAGUUUGUUUUGAACAACUCAGGUCCCUCUGUGGUUUCAAACAAUUGAAUUGAGUGAUGAGCAUUGCUAAUCUAAGUAACCAGUCUGAUCCUGGUUACUUUUAAAUUCACUUUAGGAACCAGAUGUAUUCUAAUCUCUGCUAGGACUGUUACAAGAAAGUGAUGUCAUCUUCUGGUGACAAAUGUCAAGCCUCUGAGAGAUGAAAAGAAAGAGAUACCAAGCAAGUAAUCUUGUGGAGGACCUUCAUUUUGACAUGACUUUCACCAUUGAGUUGGGAACUGGGGACAGAGAACUAAGAUAUGCUCUUAUAAUAAAUGCUCCUAGUACAGCUUAGUAAAUGUUUGUUUUUCUAAAAGCAUGUUUUGAUAUUCUUGCCUGGAUUUGUGAACUAUACCUUUUAAUUUUAUUUUUAUUGAGCUUUUCAUGUUAAUAUAAUACAAUUAAAAUGUUUGCAAACUAUUACAGUAGCAUAGAAAGAACAUGUGAAGCAUUUGCCUAAAAGGAAAAUUUUGAAAAUAGGAGUAGUGGUAGUCUUAGGAAGCUGAGGCAAGAUCUUGACAAGCCUUAGUAUUUUUCCUUUAAUAGAAAGAUGAUUUAGAUCACUCCUUGUUGUUUCAAAAGACUAUUAGAAGAGUAUAGAGAAGUGCCACUGAGGAAAAUGCUGUGUUGUUUUAUUCGGCUUAUUAUAAAAUAAGUUAGAAUCCCAACAAAGCAAAAAACAUUUGCAAUAGAAGAAACUCCUCACAAUUCUGUGAUGUAUUCUAUGAUGAAUUAAGCAAAUAUUUGCUGAGCAUCCUCUCUCCCAAAGGUUAUUUUUGAUAAUGUGUGCAGCAGCAAUGUCAGCAAUGGGGAGUACUUACAGGUUACACAAAGGAAAUAAUCCAACAUAUUCAUUUAUGCUGCAUAUGAUGAAAGACACCAGAGAGAAAAAUAAGGGGUCAGAGGUGCUUUUGUGUGAGUAUUCCCGUAGUUGAAUAGUUGUAUACAAUUUUAAGUGGGUGACUAUAUGUAGAAUGUAACUGGAAGUAACAUGUAGAUUUUUUUUUUCUUUGUGAAACCCAACCAACUGGAACCACAAUUCCGGUACCUGAGAGAUAUAAAAUUACAAAGAAACCCCAGAACUAUUAAUCACACUUUAUGCUGAAAGAAUUUUAACAAAUUGAAUGAGUAUGUAUUACUAAUUUUACAAAAUGACUGAUCAGUCAUUACUGUCUCCUCUCUCUCUCUCUCUCUCUCUCUCUCUCUCUCUCUCUCUCUCUCUCUCUCUUUCUCCUCUCUCACUCUCUCUCUCCUCUC
Messenger RNA from Mastomys coucha (southern multimammate mouse), 5675 nucleotides. RefSeq names its product protocadherin beta-18-like. Lineage: Eukaryota; Metazoa; Chordata; Mammalia; Rodentia; Muridae. The transcript has a single exon. The record is from RefSeq and is a predicted model, not a curated record. Gene Ontology annotation, molecular function: calcium ion binding. Gene Ontology annotation, cellular component: plasma membrane. Gene Ontology annotation, biological process: homophilic cell-cell adhesion. The coding region runs from base 1345 to 3672 and encodes 775 amino acids.